UUUAUUCAUUCUGUGCUAGAUUUCCCGAUAGUUCAAAUCAGAGGUAAAGCCCCCGAAGCGAAUCGAAACGAAAAUACCAAGAAAUCCGCUAAAACCAAACCCCAAAAGCGUUUGCUCUUUGCUAAUUUACAUUUGUUUUGCGAGAAUAUUGGGUCUUAAAAGAAAGGAGAAAAAAACCGAGUGAAACGGUGUUUUAUUUUCCUCGUACGAAUCGGGUUCUCCGUUGAGAUAAAAGUGUGCUUAAGAGUGAGACGGUUUUCUUUUGUUUCCUUUCAAUUUCUUAAGCAAUAACGACUGGAACAUCCACAAAGGCGGCGACCGAUCUCGAUGUCUCCGCAAUUAGAUAAUGCUUAAGCUACCAAAGGGCCUAAAAAAGAAAAAGAAGAAGUCGAAAAAGGACCAGGAGCUCUUCACCGAGGAGGAGCUCGAGCAGUACAAGCGCGACCUAAAGGCCAAACAGGAGGCGGCGGCCACCAAAUCGGACGCCGGCGAAUCCGACGGAGCGGCAUCAGACGUUGAGGCCCACCACGAGCCCCCAGCCUGCCAUUCGGGAUCGUCAGCGGGAACGGUAGCGGGAUCGUCAGCAGGAGCGGGAUCGUCAGCAGGAGCGGGAUCGGGAGCGGGAUUUCACCAACAGGCCACAGGGUUAGCCACCCAACAUCAGAAGGGCCAGCAACAGGCCGGCGAGCAGAGUCAAGGCGGUGGUGACGAGGAGUGGGCCAAGUUCAAGGCACUCACCUCCGGUGUCGAUAGUAUUCUACACAAGACCCAGGACGAGCUCGAUCGCAUCAAGAAGGAGUCCUUCUACCAGCGCCUGCCCUCGGCCGCCGAGAAGAAGAAGCAGGAGGAGGAGGAGGCCGCUCGACGCGAACAGGAGCGAGAGGAGCAGGAGCGCCAGCGUCUGGGCCAAAUCGAAGCGCAGCGCGAUAAGCUAGCGGAGGCCGUUGUCCACCUGUCCGAGUCGGAGGAGGAGGCCAACGAUUACGAGGCCGAUGACAUCUUUGCCACCGACUACAUCGAGGCGAUCACCAGCGGAGAGCUGCAAUUAGCCGUCGUCCCGGACUCGCCCGUAUUAGCCGACGACGGACCCGAUCCCUUCGACACCGCCUACGCCGAGAAGGUCAUUGUCGGGGCCGACCGCUCCAAGGGCAAGGGUAACAAGAAGCUCGUGAGUCUCGGCGCCGCCGUCGAGGUUCUAUCGGGUCGUGUCGAUCGCGAGCACGCCGUCGCCCUCGCCAAUCCCAAGCGCAAGUUGCGCAAGGGCAUCCAGAAUCUUUUGCUCAGCGAGAGCGUUGAGUUAGCCGAUCCGGAGGCGGAUCUUCUAGCGGCCGCCGCCGCUAACGCCGAGCCGCAGCACAAUCUGCUCGACGAUCUUGACGAGGAACUGCCCGAGUCAUCGGCCCCCAUCGAUCUCAGUGUCUCGCUGCACUUGCACUUGAUCAAGCACAAGCAGCCCCUCGACGAGGAGGACGAGGAGGAGGCGGAUCCGGAUCGGGAUCGGGAUCCGGACAAUCAGCUCCUUAACCCAGACCUCGCCGAGUUCGAUGCCUUAAAGGACGAGGAGGACGACGAGUUCGCUGAACUAGCCGCCGAGUCGCUGACCAAACGGGAGGAGGUCACCAUCGUUAGCCAGGUGGUUCUGCCCGCCGCGGAACUGCCAACGGAAGCAUUCGGCGAAGGAAGCUGGGCCGAAUUUGAAGCGGAACCGGAACCGGAUACAGGUAAACCCAAGCGUCCACCGCCACCAGUCCGUCCGCCCACAGGACCCCACAUCGUGCCCGGCGCCAUCUACGUUUCGGACGACGAGGAGGAGAAUCCCGACGACGACCCCUUCAACACCAACUACGCGGAGCAGGUGAUCAAGAAGACCACCGUACUCGAGGAGGACGACGACUUCGAUCCGCGGGCCGAGGAGGAGUCACUGCCCACUGGCACAUCCUCGCUAGCGGCCCCGACGCGCGAUCUUCUCGCCGGCAGUGCCACCGAUCUCAGCCAGGUGGUGCCCGCGCCCUUGGCGCCCACUUUGAGUGUCGACCAGGAGCCGGAGGACUUCGAUCCCUUCGACACCUCGGCCGUAUCGGCUUUGGUGCAGCCCAAGGCCACGGAGCUGCGCUUCUUGGAGCGCGAGCUGUUAAACGAGGAUUCCACUAGCAUCAGUGGAGGAGGACUUAAGCACUCCCUGAGUGACCCAGACUUCGAUCCACGAGCGGAUCAGGCAGUCAACGAGCAGCCGACGCAGGUGAAAGUAGUAGACCAAAUACAGCCGGACUUCGACGCCGCCAGACGCAAGUCCUCGCUGAGCCUGAACAUCCAGGCCAAGAGUGUGGGCUUUCUGGUGCCGGCACCGGAUCUCCUGGGAGCGGGUAACGAGCUGGGGGCCAACAAGAAGCCGCUGACGCCGUACUACGCCCCAUCCGGUAAUCCUCUGCAGGAGCGAGAGCGCGAGGCCGAGGACGCCGAUCCCUUUGACACGUCCUACGUGCCCGAAGCGAAGCUCAGCGCCAUCGAGUUGAAGCACAUCGAGAAGGACCUAAUCUCGCAGCCGGCCACACUGCGGCACAGUCUCUCCGACCCGGACUUCGACCCCAGGGCGCCACCCACUCCGGUUCCAGCCGAGGUGCUGCUGGCCGUCGAGGAGAACAUCAACAUCAAGGUACUCACACCAGCCCAGGAGCGAAAGCGGCUAACCAACUGCGGCGGCGACUCCGAGGAGGACAUCGAUCCCUUCGACACCUCCAUAGCGGCGAAUCUGCGGCCGGGACAGACCGAGCUGAAGCUCUUGGAGGACGAACUGCUGCCGGAGACAAGGACUGCGGCGUUCACGACCGACGUCCUAGACGUCCAGAGCGACGCCCAGGAGCUGGGCCUGGGCGACAAGGUCCUCACGCCCUCGACGCACUCCAGACCGGCGCUGCCGGUCCAGGACAUCGAGAUCGACCCGUUCGACACCUCCAUUGCCGAGAAUCUAGCGCCAGGCGAAACGGAGAUCAAGCUGCUCGAGAGCGAGCUGAUCGAGCGCUAAGC
This is a messenger RNA of Drosophila gunungcola (fruit fly), 3024 nucleotides long. RefSeq names its product protein stoned-A. The coding region runs from base 347 to 3022 and encodes 891 amino acids. The transcript is spliced from 4 exons. NCBI's taxonomy places the organism in Eukaryota, Metazoa, Arthropoda, Insecta, Diptera, Drosophilidae. The record is from RefSeq and is a predicted model, not a curated record.